CCAGCGAUGGUGAAAUCAGGGGAACUCUCGUCAUUCUUGAUCUCGCAGCAUGCCUACGUUGCUGCUUCUGCUGCUGCUACGACAUAGCGGGUUAGAGAGAUUUGUUCAUCACGGUAGAGUUUGGAGAGAAGGAAUCGAGGAUCACGACGUCGUAAGGAUCCACAUUAGGUGAAGGUAUGUCUGCAACCGCCAAGAUGAGUCAUAAACUCAGAGUCCUCGUCGUGGGUUGUAGCAGUGGAGUCGGCUUUGAGGUCACGAAAACACUGUUGACAGCUGGAGAUAAAUUUGAAGUGUUUGGUCUUGUUCGGAAUAAGGAGAGAGCAGCUAAAGCUAUUGGUUAUGGCGCAUCGAGAGUGACCUUCGUCCAGGGAGAUGUGACGGACCCAGAUAAUCUGGUGGAAGUUUGCCAGGGAAUGGACGCAAUCCUAUGUUCAAUAGGUGCUAGAGCAGGCUGGCGUCCACCUUGUUGUAACAUCGACACUCCGAAACAUGUGGAUUACCAAGGAGUGAAGAACUUGGCUGAAGCAGCUGCUUUUGCUGGGGUCCAAAGAUUUGUGCUGAUCUCAUCCGUAGCCGUGACGAGGACUUGUGAUAAGAUUUCUUGCCUACUCAACACAUUAUUUGGGCGUGUACUCCGCUGGAAACUCAAAGGAGAGGAAGCAGUAAGGAGAGCUUACAGGCAUGAGGAUUUAGCGUACUACAUCAUAAGGCCUGGGGCACUGAACAACAACCUAGGUGGCGUUCUUGGCCUCAGGGUUGAACAAGGUGAUCAAGGUAAUGGGACAAUCAGUCGCAUUGAUGUUGCAUCUGUCGCAGUUACUUGUGUUGAGGGCCAUUGCACUCCAAAUGUCACCUUUGAAGUUUUCAACAGUAAAAACAAGUACUCACCUGCAGAAAAUCUCAGCAAGUUAUACAGCUUAGAAUCUGACGAGCCAGUGGUGGAAGAUUCAGAGAGUACUGGCAGGCUAUUACCCUGAUUUUUCCUGUUAGCUUCAAGCCUCCAAUUUGCUCUUAAUUCUUCACAUUACAGACGUACCUCAGCAGACUGUAGAGUGUGGAGACGCCAUUAGGGUUGAUUUGUAUAGGUCUGAUUGAUUCAGGCACGUUGUCGCUCUUUUCUUGUUAGCUGGAAUAUGUUAAACCCUUGUUCACAUGUAUUUUUUCAACAAGUAAGUAAUCGAUUUUAACCCCCAUUUGUGAAUAUUUGACGAGGUGAUAAUCUUUUUGGGAGGGAUCCAGUUGCUGGUUUGACAGGAUAUCCCUGCAAUUCACUUGCAGAGGAUGUUGCAUAAGAUGGACAUAAUGGAUGGUGGAAUCGAGGACGUUCAUCCAUUUGGAUCUUGGGCAACCUAUUCCUGCUCACAGUCCAAG
Physcomitrium patens is the source of this 1371-nucleotide messenger RNA. RefSeq lists its product as uncharacterized. The record is from RefSeq and is a predicted model, not a curated record. Lineage: Eukaryota; Viridiplantae; Streptophyta; Bryopsida; Funariales; Funariaceae.